Ziziphus jujuba (common jujube) is the source of this 3283-nucleotide messenger RNA. RefSeq names its product protein PAF1 homolog. Gene Ontology annotation, biological process: transcription elongation by RNA polymerase II. The transcript is spliced from 12 exons. The record is from RefSeq and is a predicted model, not a curated record. Bases 674 to 2914 code for a protein of 746 amino acids. Gene Ontology annotation, molecular function: chromatin binding; RNA polymerase II complex binding. Gene Ontology annotation, cellular component: Cdc73/Paf1 complex. NCBI's taxonomy places the organism in Eukaryota, Viridiplantae, Streptophyta, Magnoliopsida, Rosales, Rhamnaceae.
UCUAUAGGAUUGAAGUGUGAAGAGAGAGCUCACAGAAGGGCAGUGUGGUCUCGCGCGUAUUUAAUCCCCAAAUAAUAAAAACACCCACCACCACCCCGCCUUCUUCUUCACUCUCCGACCACCCUUUCCCUCCCUCCACCUCCGCCUACUCUCUCUCUCUCUCUGUGCUGUAAAAGUAAAUCUAUUCCCUCCAACCCCCAUUAUUAUUAUUAUUAUUAUUAUUUUAUUUUAAUCUGAGGUUUUAUUUCUUCAAUUUUUUUUUUGUUUAUAAAUUCCAGAUAUUAUUAUCAAAUUUCAAAAUUUUUUUUUUUCUGUCUUUCUGUUUAUAGUUAUUUGAGUAUAUGAGCCUCUGAAUUUCCUAAUUCUUUUUUUUUUUGGCGGCUUUUUUGAUUUGAUCUGCUUGAUACUGCUGGAAUAGAGCUGCGAUUCGCUUUUCUUUCUUUCUUUCUUUCUAGGGUUUUUACGUAUUUGGCUUCUCUCUCCUAGGUUUUGUUAAUUCUUAUUUUAAGAUUAAGCAUAAAUUUUUAAUUGGUUUUAAUUCUCUACCUUCGUGAUCAGUUAGCUCUUAUAGAAGGUUUUGAGAGACUUUUAUCUAUCAACUGGCAAUUGGCAAGUUGAAAUUUUGAAAUUUUGUAGUGUUUGGGAUAAAGUUUUUAUAGUUUGAAGAUCAGCUAUGGCCUCGUACAGGCCUUUCCCUCCGCAAUCCUCAUUUGGGCCCUCCAAUCAGAAGCCUUUACCAGCUUCAGCUCCGGCUCCGGCUCCAGCGCCAGCUCCAGCUCCAGCUCCGCCUCCUCAAUCACAGCAGCGAGGGAAUCAAUAUAAUCAAAAUUGGGGUUACAGUGGUGGCGGCGGUGGUGGUGGUGGUGGAGGAGGCGAUGGGUCAGUGGCUUCAGCUCCUUACAGUCAAAUGCAUCCCAAUUCGACUUAUCAGCACAGUGGUUUUGGAGGGUCAUCUUCAUCACAGCACUAUGGACCUCCCAGAAGUCAACAACCUCCUCCACCACCCCCCCACCAGCAAUACUCUUAUCCUCCACCGCCGCCUCCGCCGGACUCUUCGUAUCCACAGCCGCCACCACCUCCUGCACCCUCAAUGCAGCAAAAUUCUACUUGUUUACAGCCUCCACAACCUCCUAUGUACUAUCCCUCCUCUCAGUAUUCUCAGUACAGCAAUCACCAGCCAAUGCAGCCACUCCAGCAGCCUCCACCACCCCCACCACCCCCUUCAUCUCCGCCGCCGAGCUCGUCAAUCCCGCCGCCUCCGCCGAGUUCACCUCCACCACCUCCUUCUGGUCCUCCAACAAGUAGGAUUAAAGACAGUGGUCCAGAUAGGGGAUUGAAUGAGCGCGAUAGAGUGCCUCCUUCGAAGGAGGGCGUGUCUUCUGGGAGGCGUCAACAUGGGCAUUCAAGUCACGGUGUGCCUCCUAAACAGCAGAAGCUUCCUGUUCCACAAGUGCCGUUGAAGAAAUCAAAUGGUCCUCCAGGGAGAGUGGAGACAGAAGAAGAGAGAAGGCUGAGGAAAAAGAGAGAGUUUGAGAAGCAAAAACAGGAAGAGAAGCAUAGGCAACAAUUGAAGGAAUCACAGAAUUCGGUUUUGCAAAAAACCCAGAUGUUACCUCCGGGCAAGGUGCAUGGUUCCAUUGCGGGGUCACGUAUGGGUGAGAGGAGGGCUACUCCAUUCUUGAGCGGUGAGAGAAUUGAAAAUAGACUCAAGAAGCCAACGACGUUUUUAUGCAAAUUAAAAUUCCGGAAUGAACUUCCAGACCCAAGUGCACAACCAAAGCUAAUGUCAAUGAAGAGAGACAAAGAUCAAUAUUCAAAAUACACAAUCACAUCAUUGGAGAAAACUUACAAACCCAAACUUUUUGUUGAGCCAGAUCUUGGGAUUCCUCUAGACUUACUUGACCUCAGUGUAUACAAUCCUCCAAGUGUUAGACCACCCCUUGCUCCAGAAGAUGAGGAAUUAUUGCGUGAUGAUGAAGCAGUAACCCCUGUAAAAAAAGAUGGCAUUAAAAGAAAAGAGCGACCUACAGAUAAAGGAGUUGCGUGGUUGGUUAAGACGCAGUAUAUAUCUCCUCUUAGCAUGGAGUCAACAAAGCAGUCUCUAACUGAAAAGCAAGCAAAAGAGUUGCGAGAGACGAGGGGAGGUCGCAACAUUUUGGAUGGCCGCAAUGACAGGGAUAGGCAAAUUAAGGAAAUAGAAGCAUCAUUUGAAGCAUGCAAGUCACGUCCUGUUCAUGCCACCAAUAAAAGUUUGUAUCCUGUGGAGGUUCUGCCUUUGUUGCCUGAUUUUGAUCGGGAUGAUGAUCAAUUUGUUGUUGUGGCUUUUGAUAACGCUCCUACUGCUGAGUCAGAGAUCUACAGCAAAUUGGAUCAUUCUGUUCGAGAUGCUCAUGAAUCGCAAGCUAUUAUAAAAAGUUAUAAGGUAACAGGCUCGGAUCCUGCUAACCCAGAGAAAUUUUUGGCGUACAUGGUUCCUUCUCCAGAUGAGCUGGCAAAGGAUAUUUAUGAUGAACAUGAAGAUGUUACAUAUUCUUGGGUUCGUGAGUACCAUUGGGAUGUACGAGGUGAUGAUGCAGAUGACCCGACAACAUACCUUGUUUCCUUUGAUGAAACAGAAGCGCGUUACUUGCCUCUUCCCACAAAACUUGUCUUGAGAAAAAAGAGGGCUAAAGAAGGAAGAACAGGUGAUGAGUUUGAACAUUUUCCAAUACCUUCAAGGGUGACUGUAAGGCGAAGACCAACUGUUUCUGUGGUUGAAUUGAAGGAUGAAGGGGUCUAUUCAAAUCCGAGGGGAGGUUUUUCAAGUUUAAAAAGAGGGUCUGAUGUUGAAGAUGGCCUGGAAAGACCACCUAAGUUGUCACGCCACCAGGACAUUGAUGACUAUAGUGGUGCUGAAGAUGAUUUGUCCGAGUAAUUUCUUUUUGGAUGCAAAUGCAGCUGUCUUUUAAAAGGAAGUGCCUCUAACUCAUGUAGAAUAUUGAAUUAAGGCGAGAUCCUUCAUUUGUAUGUUCAUUCCUACCUUUAUAUAUAUCUAUAUAUAUUGUCAAAUUGUAGCAGGUUUUUAGCCGUUAUAAAUUCAUCAUAAAAGGAAAAAUGGAAAUGUAACAGUGUAAAUUUAAUUUUUAAAUUUACUCGUAUUAGGAUUUUUUUUUUUUUUUGACCUUUUCCUUUUUUUGAUUUGGGGUUGCAAGGAUUCGAACUUGAGUUCGUUGAGCGUCCUGGAAAAAAUUGUGUAAAUUUAAUUAUGUACUUCAAAACUACUCAUUUUUCUUCUUCCUCUUCA